GUUUUUACUUGUUAGUGGAGACCCGUCAUAGUUGUCAGACCCUUCAAGACCACCACAUUUAUUUCAGCAUCACAGGUCAAGGGAACAGGGCCAAAACUUAAACAUGAUUUUAGACAAGUGCACUUGUGACUAGACCUUGGGACCGACUUAUACGGAUAUAUUCUAUUUCUUUAAAGAUGUCGAAACCGGAAUCUGACCUCAAAGAAAGAUUGAGAAACCUCUUCAAAUUCAGCAGAGCUCCAGCACCUUUGACAGCGCAUAGAACUCAAACAAAAGAUAUCGUCCUCACUCCUGAUGUAUUGAGGGAGAUCUGUCCUGAGAGUCCUGCCAACAAUCGAAUCCGGACCAUCCGUGACCUCAGUGACACAGUGAAGAAGAAGAGGUUAGAGGAGAAUGCAAUAGAGGCACUAUGGAAGAACAUUAGUGACCUCCUCCAACCCCAAGUAAACACAGAAAGUCGGCUUGUUGCUUUACACUUCCUGAAGUGUCUCCUGGAGGGACAGCUACAGAAUCUUGGCAUCCUUAGAGGACAUUUCUUUAAGGUCAUCAAAGCCUUGACAGGUCCUGACGAUCUCUCACACAGGCUGGAUCUCUUCAGGAUUCUAAGUGAAAAUGGCAAGAGCCUGCAUGACUUUGAAGAUGAAACGGGUCCUUUCCUAUUGAAGUGGAUGUCGGAGGUGAUAUCAGCUGGUUACAUCAGCAACUUCCUGUCUCUGCUUAUCAACGUCAUCAAAUACAAUGCAGCCUACUUGUAUGAGGAUGAAGUGGCCGGCCUUGUGCAACAGACCUGCAUGAUUCCCAACAGCACACGUCUUGAUGAAGAGUAUAAUCUAAAGAUGUGUCUGGCUGUCCUUGACUCUGUGGUCAGCUACAGCUAUCUACCCACCUCAGCUCUCUACCACUCUGUAGCUGCUCUGUGCCACAUGGUCAACAAACCCAAGUUCUGUGACGACAGCUGGGAGCUGAUGCGGAAACUGCUGGGCACUCACCUGGGGCACAGUGCGGUCUACACCAUGUGUUGUAUGUUACAGGACAGCAAGCUCUUAGCAGACUGCCUAUUGCUGCGAGGAGCUGUGUUUUUUGUUGGCAUGGCUCUGUGGGGAGCUCACCGUGUCAGCAGCCUCAGGAACACCCCCACUUCGGUUCUACCCUCCUUCAGACAGGUUUUAUCCACCUCAGACUGGCUGGUCGCCUAUGAAGUUACCAAGUCUGUUCAGAGACUUGUGAGAAAAUAUGGCAAGGAUCAACAGCACAUCACCUGGGACAUUCUGCUUGAUAUCAUUGAGAUCAUCCUCAAACAACUGCAUACGGCACAGCUGAGUGGUGCUGUUCCUGACUCGGCCAGGCAGUGUCAGCUGGAGGUGCACGACGUCCUGUCUGCCGUGGAAGAACUACAUCGACACGGGCACUUCCUCGGAUCUCCACACAGGUUCUUCACCAUCCUGGAACUCUGUUCCAAUAACAGAUCGGAGUCUUCUGUUGAGAUGCUGAUGGAGCACCAGGCCCAGGCCAUACACCCAGGCAAAGAGCAGUGGAUGCAGAGUCUGAACCACCUCAUGGACAAGUACUUUAGGCAAGAAACCAGAACUGGCAUUCGCAAGAAAGCUUUGGAUAUCCUGUCCCAUGUACUCAGCAUUAACAAACAUGUUUAUGAGAGCGACCUCAUUGAGCGGGUUGUGUUGCCACAUCUUGGCCACAUCGAGUCUGACCUUGACCCCGAGGUGAGAAAGGUGACCGUUGAGAUGUUGCUGGUGCUUGCGCAGGACUGUAAGACAGGCGAGUUCCAGGACAUCAUGGCAGUUGUUGAGAAGGUGAUAAAGAAACCCCUGAGCACAUUCCCUGCCGGGGGCGAGAUGGAUGUCAGUCAGCCGGUGGACGAAGCUUUAGUGGUGGAUGUGAAAACAGCUGUCUUCAAACUGUGUGAUGUCUUCAAGCACCGGUUGUACAUAAUUCCAUCAAACUACUGUGUCAGGAUUUACAGUCAGCUCAUCAGUCAUGUGAACACCCACUAUAUCCAUGGUUAUAGCGGAUACUCAGCAUCCUGUAUCAGACAAUCGGUUAUGGAGUUGCUUCUACAACUCAGGUCAGACAGUUUCCACCGCAUCGGCUUCACAGAGGUUGGACAAGAUGGCCCAUUUAGCCCGUAUAUCACAUGUAAACAGAGGGAUGAGAGGGAAGAAGAGGCUCCGUCCAGCCCUGUUACAGCUGCUGGUGUGACCCCGAGUCCCUGGUACCAACCACCUGCCAUCAUACAGUACAGUGAAGCAUUCAAGCUCUACAUCACCUGUUUACAACAUGAGUUUGACUGGCAUGUACUGAAGUGUGUCUUGGAACAUCUCCCUUUAGUCCUGCAGAAUAAGACCCUGAUUCUCACCACCACAGACAACAUGGUGGCGACUCUCUGUCAUCGUCUUUGUGCCAUGGUAAAUGACAGGUCUUUGGGAUUUCUUGAGAAACUACAGAGGUUACCAUCCAAAUUGACACGAUCGGACUUCCAUUCCUAUGUGUUUCCUGUGCUGGCUACCAUGGUCACCUACCAUGAUUACCUGGACAGAAAUGGACAGAAAGAGCUGCUGAAGUGCCUGGAGUUUGGCCUGGUGUCCAAGUGUGCCAAGACGUGUGUGAGUGCUCUGCGUAUUUCGGCCCUGGAGAUGCAGGAGGUUAUGAUGAGGUUGCUGCCCUCUGUGUUGCUGUCUCUCUCCAAGAUCUCGGCCACAAUGUCCAUGGCCAUUCCUGUCCUAGCUUUUCUAUCAAGCAUUGUCAGGCUGCCCAAUCUUUAUGCGAACUUUGUAGAAGACCAGUACAUGAGUGUGUUUGCUAUUGCUCUCCCCUACACAAACCCAUUCAAGUUCAGCCACUACACAGUUUCCCUGGCUCACCAUGUUAUUGCCAUCUGGUUUGUCCGGUGUCGCCUCCCAUUUAGAAAAGGAUUUGUCAAGUUCAUACACAAGGGCCUCAGGGCUAAUGUGCUGCAGCAAUUUGAGGAGAACUCUGUGCACAACCUCCAGAAUCAGGACAGCAGGAACCAGGACUCAACAAACCGUAUCCGCAGUGGCUCGUACAGUGAAGGGGGACGGGUCAGACGCAGAAUGGUGUCGGGAUCUGCUUUGACCAAACGGGACCCACCACCUGUGGAUGAGAAAAUGACUCUCUUCCAUCGGGAACUGACUGAGACAUGCACUGAUGUCAUGGCCAGAUAUGCUUUUGCCAACUUUUCAGCAGUACCACACAGGUCUCAGCUGGUACAGUUUUUACUCUCUGGAACACAGAAUCAGACAUGGCUGCUUGGCAACAAAAUCAUCACCAUAACAACAAGUGGGAGUGGUGUUAAGGCAGCUAAUGCCGGUGUUUGUGAGAAAUGCAUCCUGUUAUAUCAUGAAGCACAAGAAGGAAGACAGCCGCCAGUUUCUGCAAAGAGAGAGCGCCGCAGGCACAAGUCUGCUGCCUGUCUGAGUCGCAGUCAGAGUCAGGUGGAGCCCACCUCCUCCCCUAGUGCUGAUGAUAUUGGUGUGCAGCAAACCAAGUGGUCACACGACGACCUCAGUGUCACCCGGGGCAGUGACGAUGUAGGAGUCCAAACUGGCAGCUCACUGUCAGGGGAUUCUCUUGACUCGUACCUCUUUGGUUCGAAAAGUGAGACGGAAGAGAAGCCCUUCUCCCCUAGCCUGCUUCCCUGUACCUGCUGGUGCAUUGGCUGGGCAGAAGUCAACAUCCGCGGGCCCAGUGGCAAUGUAUCGUGGGUCAUGAGGAUCGAGAAUGAGAUCAGCUCCAGUGCUGCAAGCCGUGAGGUCUCCUUACAGGACAUCACAAUGUUGUUUAAACCUAUGCGAGAGGAGUGGCACAGCAGCAAAGAGGGAGGCCGAAAAAUUGAUAGUGAGAGUCUUGGAGAGGAGGAAUAUGAGUCUCUCUACUCCAAACACUUCUCAGCUUACAUUGAUGAUGGCAGCAUGUUGCAGUCAGCUGUGUCUCUUACUGCACAGGGAGAAUCAGUUGCAGUCCAGGCAAGCGUGUCUUCUUUGGACCAUUGCCUCACAGUGACCAGCAGUGACCCCUCCACUGAUGGGGGAGCCAACACAAACAUGCACUUUCAGUCACCAUACUCGCUGCGUAAGACAAGUUCCUCUCCUUCUUUGUUUGGGUCCUACAGUGAAGAGUCCGGCUUCCCAGACCAGUUGACUGACGACAGACUCAUGGAAGGCACAGAGGUAGUGCUGGAGCACAAGGCAGAGGUACCCUCAACCCUCCAUGCAGUGGGAGGACUAGGUGAGGAGCAGGGUCUCCACGCAGGUGGUGUACCAUCAGAAGGAACCAGCCUGGGAGAUUGUCAAACAGACUCAACUCCUCUACAACUCUUAGAGGAAUGUGUAGCCAGAAGACAGGACUCCUCUCAACAGUGGCAGCAGCAGGCAGGCAGCAGUUCCCACGACUCAUCUGUGCAAGAUGAGGUUUCAGAUUUACAACCUGUCAAAAAGAGAGGCCACACAAUUUCUGUGAUGUCCCCUGCCCAGGAUGUCAGACAGUCGGACGACACUGAUCCGAAGGGGGCGAAGGGAGGCCGAAGCAAAGAAUUCAGAGGAGGUGUUAGUCCAAGUUUUGUAUUUCUGCAGCUGUUUCACAACCAUCCACUCUUCAGUGGAUCUGACACCCCAGUUCUCCUUCCUCAAACUGAGACUAUAAACCGUGCUCUGCGGAUGUUGGACCACAUUCACCCAUAUGAAACUCACAAGAUUGGUGUGAUAUAUGUUGGCCCAAACCAGGUGACGGAUGAGAAAGGGAUCCUGUGCAAUCUGUUUGGUUCCCCACGCUAUGCACGGUUUGUGCAAGGACUUGGAGAGCUAAUACACCUGCAGGAAAUUGACCCUGAUCGCAUAUAUGUUGGAGGUCUGGCACUGACCGGAAGUGAUGGCCGGUUUGCCUACAGCUGGCUGGAUGAGUCCAUGCAAGUUAUUUUCCAUGUGGCUACUUUAAUGCCAAACAGAGAGUCUGAUCCCAACUGCAAUGCUAAGAAACUGCACAUUGGAAAUGACUUUGUGACGAUCGUGUACAAUGACAGUGGUGAAGAGUACAAGAUGGGAACCAUCAAGGGGCAGUUCAAUUAUGUAAACAUUGUCAUCCGUCCACUGGAUUAUGAGAGCAAUGCAGUGACUCUGCAGACUAAGGAAGAUAUUGCUGAUAUCCUUGGUCACACAGACACCAAGAUCAUCUCUGACAGCAGCCUGGCAGUGCUGGUGCGACAGAUUGCAAUGCAUUGUAAUCUUGCAUCAAUGGUACUGCAGCGACAGCAAUCCCAACCACAAGAUCCCUUUGCCUCUAACUGGUUAGAGAGGCUCAGGCAAAUUAAGCGAAUACGACUAAAAGCUAGACAGGAGGAAAGAGGGGACCACGAUGAAGUCCUAGCGGAGGACAGUGAACAGAAGACCUUUAGAGGACGGUCCUUUGUUGAAGAUUUUACUGAUUAUGUAUAGUACUAAAAGGGAAUUGUUCAAAUGAUGAAACAGACUGAGACAGGUGAUUAUUUUGAGAAAAACCUGUUAGCUGUCUGAUUCUGCCUGCCAGUUGCCACAGUAAUUAUCUCUGUGUGACAUGCAAAUUUAUGGAAUUAUCAGAUGGUGGUGAUCUAAGUGUGUCCAAUGUUCAUGAUUAUGUUGUCAGAACCAUACCCAAGUGGUAAUCUUCUUUUGAAACGGCAGUCAACACACAUACUGAUAUAAUGUUCAAAGCUGUGUAAAACUUAACUCCAGCACUCAUGACCAUGUGGAGAUUUAUCAGAUAAGACCCCCAAUGUCUUAUCAUAUUGGAACUCAAACUAUGGACUGCUGACCUGAAUUAAAACUGGGGUUAUGGUGUGUUGGAUUGUCCAUUGGUCAGUGUAUUACAUGAUUGAACCAAUCUGUUGCUCACAGGACUCUUAUCCAACUUUUGACAUGAACACCAUGACCGUCAUGUCAGCAAUUUGGAAACUGUUCUUUUUGUCCAUUGUAUUAAAACAUCUGUUAUUUAUGUU
Haliotis rufescens (red abalone) is the source of this 6004-nucleotide messenger RNA. Its product is annotated as tuberin-like. Gene Ontology annotation, biological process: negative regulation of insulin receptor signaling pathway; regulation of cell cycle; negative regulation of Wnt signaling pathway. Gene Ontology annotation, cellular component: nucleus; TSC1-TSC2 complex; cytoplasm. The transcript has 37 exons. Gene Ontology annotation, molecular function: GTPase activator activity. Bases 177 to 5465 code for a protein of 1762 amino acids. The record is from RefSeq and is a predicted model, not a curated record. NCBI's taxonomy places the organism in Eukaryota, Metazoa, Mollusca, Gastropoda, Lepetellida, Haliotidae.